This is a messenger RNA of Emiliania huxleyi CCMP1516, 1778 nucleotides long. RefSeq lists its product as hypothetical. Gene Ontology annotation, molecular function: clathrin binding. Gene Ontology annotation, biological process: clathrin coat disassembly; clathrin-dependent endocytosis. Gene Ontology annotation, cellular component: cytoplasm; vesicle; intracellular membrane-bounded organelle. Lineage: Eukaryota; Haptophyta; Isochrysidales; Noelaerhabdaceae. The record is from RefSeq and is a predicted model, not a curated record. The transcript is spliced from 6 exons. The coding region runs from base 15 to 1778 and encodes 587 amino acids.
CGCUGCCGGUGCAGAUGCACAAGCUCGCGUCCCUCUCGGCCGAGCUAAAGAGCAAGGUCCAGGACGCCGGUUCCGCUCUCUCCGACGUGCGAAGCCGCGUCACUCAGCAGGUGAUUGACGCGGCGGGUGGCGGUGCGGCCGAAGAGGACGAGAUCCCGGAGCUGCAGCAGCACGUGCUCUACCGCAACGUCUUCCAGCCGGUCCGGCGCGAGGUGGAGGGGAGGAAGGACUUCGAGCGGCGGCUCGCCGACCGCAAAAAGGAGCGGCUCUGCAGCAGGGCUGGUGGCAGAGCACAGGGGCGAGAGGAGGCGUUCCGGCGCAAGCAGGUCGGGCUGCUGCAGUCAGACCCGACGAACAAGUCGGUCUACGAGGGCAGCCAUGCGCCGGCAGGCGUCUCGGCCCGCAACCUCGAGGCGGCCGCCAAGACGUUUGCGCGCCACUCGGAGGGCGUCGCUCGCGACGUGGCGGCGGUCAACGCUGAGCGUCAGCAGAUGCUCUCGGUCGCUUUUGCCGGCCUCGUGCUCUCGCAGCUCGAGUUCUUCUCCUCAUCGGCGGGCGCCCUCGAGGACGUGGUCGUUGCCGCGUCGGCGGGCGGCGGAGGCUCCGCCACGCUCGAGCGCGAUUGGGCGCGGAUGCGCGGCGAGAUGGCGCAGCUAGUCGCGAACGCGCAGCAGCAGCAGGCCGACAAGGCGGCGGCGGCGGCGGCGAGGGAGGGCGAGCGUCCCACGCGCAGCGGCGGCAGCCGCUCCUCCUCCACUUCGCAGCCGCUGCCCGACACGCGGCCGAGCUCGUACGUCCCUCCCGCCACACCCUCCGCGCCAGCCUCCCACGCGGCGCCAUCGCGCCCCUCGCCGCCGCCGCCGCCGCCGCCUCCGCCGGCCGCGGCUGACCCGUUUGGGCUCGAGGGUGACUUGCUUGGCGGUGGCGGCGCGCCGCCCCAGGCACGGCAGGCAGCGGUGACGCCGCCGCCGAUGCACGAGCCGUCGAUCGACUUGUUGGGCGGCGGUGGCACGCCCGCAAGCUCCGGCUCCGCGGCCAACCUCGACUUGAUGGGCGGCUCGGGCGGCUCGGCGAUGGAUGACCUCUUCGCCAUGGCUGCGCCGCCCGCCCUCACCCCCACGAUGGCCGCGCCAACGCCGAGUGGCGGCGGGAGCGCGGGGUCCAACUCCGACUUCGACGACUGGAUGAAUGGCGGCAAGCCGGCGGCGGCCCCCGCGCGAGGGCUGGUAUCGGGCGGCGGCGGCAGCGGCGGCCGCGGAAGCGAUCUGAUGGGCGGGAUGGGAGGCGGCGGCGCGGACCUGCUCGGCGGGAUGGGGUCGGCCGAUUUGCUGAGCGGGAUGGGGAACGGGCGGCCCGCGGCGGCGCCGGGCGUCGGCCGCGCGGGCAGCAUCACCGGUCCGGACGGGCGGCCGCUGUCUCGCGAGCAGCUUGCGGCAAGGCGGGAGGCGGAGAAGCAGGCUGCCAUCGCGGCCAAGGUGCAGGAGCAGCGCGCGCGCGAGGCAAAGGUGGAGGCGGACCGCGACCGAGAGCACGACCUCGAGAAGACCGUCACAGCGCGCGUGCAGCAGUGGCAGCGCGACAAGAAGAACUUGCGUGCGCUGCUCGCGUCGCUGCACGAGAUCGCUCCGCCAUGCUCGUGGAAGCCGAUGACGCUGGGCCAGCUGAUCGAGCCGUCGGCGUGCAAGAAGGCGUACCACAAGGCGCUGCUCGCCGUCCUGGCGCAGCACAUCUUCGACGCAUUGCGCGAUGCGUGGCACGUCUACCAGCAGACCGGCUGA